AUGUCCCUCACCUCAACAGUCCCUCACCUCAACAGUCCCUCACCUCAACAGUCCCUCACCUCAAAAGUCCCUCACCUCCCUCACCUCAACAGUCCCUCACCUCAACAGUCCCUCACCUCAACAGUCCCUCACCUCAACAGUCCCUCACCUCAACAGUCCCUCACCUCAACAGUCCCUCACCUCAACAGUCCCUCACCUCAACAGUCCCUCACCUCAACAGUCCCUCACCUCAACAGUCCCUCACCUCAACAGUCCCUCACCUCAACAGUCCCUCACCUCAACAGUCCCUCACCUCAACAGUCCCUCACCUCAACAGUCCCUCACCUCAACAGUCCCUCACCUCAACAGUCCCUCACCUCAACAGUCCCUCACCUCAACAGUCCCUCACCUCAACAGUCCCUCACCUCAACAGUCCCUCACCUCAACAGUCCCUCACCUCAACAGUCCCUCACCUCAACAGUCCCUCACCUCAACAGUCCCUCACCUCAACAGUCCCUCACCUCAACAGUCCCUCACCUCAACAGUCCCUCACCUCAACAGUCCCUCACCUCAACAGUCCCUCACCUCAACAGUCCCUCACCUCAACAGUCCCUCACCUCAACAGUCCCUCACCUCAACAGUCCCUCACCUCAACAGUCCCUCACCUCAACAGUCCCUCACCUCAACAGUCCCUCACCUCAACAGUCCCUCACCUCAACAGUCCCUCACCUCAACAGUCCCUCACCUCAACAGUCCCUCACCUCAACAGUCCCUCACCUCAACAGUCCCUCACCUCAACAGUCCCUCACCUCAACAGUCCCUCACCUCAACAGUCCCUCACCUCAACAGUCCCUCACCUCAACAGUCCCUCACCUCAACAGUCCCUCACCUCAACAGUCCCUCACCUCAACAGUCCCUCACCUCAACAGUCCCUCACCUCAACAGUCCCUCACCUCAACAGUCCCUCACCUCAACAGUCCCUCACCUCAACAGUCCCUCACCUCAACAGUCCCUCACCUCAACAGUCCCUCACCUCAACAGUCCCUCACCUCAACAGUCCCUCACCUCAACAGUCCCUCACCUCAACAGUCCCUCACCUCAACAGUCCCUCACCUCAACAGUCCCUCACCUCAACAGUCCCUCACCUCAACAGUCCCUCACCUCAACAGUCCCUCACCUCAACAGUCCCUCACCUCAACAGUCCCUCACCUCAACAGUCCCUCACCUCAACAGUCCCUCACCUCAACAGUCCCUCACCUCAACAGUCCCUCACCUCAACAGUCCCUCACCUCAACAGUCCCUCACCUCAACAGUCCCUCACCUCAACAGUCCCUCACCUCAACAGUCCCUCACCUCAACAGUCCCUCACCUCAACAGUCCCUCACCUCAACAGUCCCUCACCUCAACAGUCCCUCACCUCAACAGUCCCUCACCUCAACAGUCCCUCACCUCAACAGUCCCUCACCUCAACAGUCCCUCACCUCAACAGUCCCUCACCUCAACAGUCCCUCACCUCAACAGUCCCUCACCUCAACAGUCCCUCACCUCAACAGUCCCUCACCUCAACAGUCCCUCACCUCAACAGUCCCUCACCUCAACAGUCCCUCACCUCAACAGUCCCUCACCUCAACAGUCCCUCACCUCAACAGUCCCUCACCUCAACAGUCCCUCACCUCAACAGUCCCUCACCUCAACAGUCCCUCACCUCAACAGUCCCUCACCUCAACAGUCCCUCACCUCAACAGUCCCUCACCUCAACAGUCCCUCACCUCAACAGUCCCUCACCUCAACAGUCCCUCACCUCAACAGUCCCUCACCUCAACAGUCCCUCACCUCAACAGUCCCUCACCUCAACAGUCCCUCACCUCAACAGUCCCUCACCUCAACAGUCCCUCACCUCAACAGUCCCUCACCUCAACAGUCCCUCACCUCAACAGUCCCUCACCUCAACAGUCCCUCACCUCAACAGUCCCUCACCUCAACAGUCCCUCACCUCAACAGUCCCUCACCUCAACAGUCCCUCACCUCAACAGUCCCUCACCUCAACAGUCCCUCACCUCAACAGUCCCUCACCUCAACAGUCCCUCACCUCAACAGUCCCUCACCUCAACAGUCCCUCACCUCAACAGUCCCUCACCUCAACAGUCCCUCACCUCAACAGUCCCUCACCUCAACAGUCCCUCACCUCAACAGUCCCUCACCUCAACAGUCCCUCACCUCAACAGUCCCUCACCUCAACAGUCCCUCACCUCAACAGUCCCUCACCUCAACAGUCCCUCACCUCAACAGUCCCUCACCUCAACAGUCCCUCACCUCAACAGUCCCUCACCUCAACAGUCCCUCACCUCAACAGUCCCUCACCUCAACAGUCCCUCACCUCAACAGUCCCUCACCUCAACAGUCCCUCACCUCAACAGUCCCUCACCUCAACAGUCCCUCACCUCAACAGUCCCUCACCUCAACAGUCCCUCACCUCAACAGUCCCUCACCUCAACAGUCCCUCACCUCAACAGUCCCUCACCUCAACAGUCCCUCACCUCAACAGUCCCUCACCUCAACAGUCCCUCACCUCAACAGUCCCUCACCUCAACAGUCCCUCACCUCAACAGUCCCUCACCUCAACAGUCCCUCACCUCAACAGUCCCUCACCUCAACAGUCCCUCACCUCAACAGUCCCUCACCUCAACAGUCCCUCACCUCAACAGUCCCUCACCUCAACAGUCCCUCACCUCAACAGUCCCUCACCUCAACAGUCCCUCACCUCAACAGUCCCUCACCUCAACAGUCCCUCACCUCAACAGUCCCUCACCUCAACAGUCCCUCACCUCAACAGUCCCUCACCUCAACAGUCCCUCACCUCAACAGUCCCUCACCUCAACAGUCCCUCACCUCAACAGUCCCUCACCUCAACAGUCCCUCACCUCAACAGUCCCUCACCUCAACAGUCCCUCACCUCAACAGUCCCUCACCUCAACAGUCCCUCACCUCAACAGUCCCUCACCUCAACAGUCCCUCACCUCAACAGUCCCUCACCUCAACAGUCCCUCACCUCAACAGUCCCUCACCUCAACAGUCCCUCACCUCAACAGUCCCUCACCUCAACAGUCCCUCACCUCAACAGUCCCUCACCUCAACAGUCCCUCACCUCAACAGUCCCUCACCUCAACAGUCCCUCACCUCAACAGUCCCUCACCUCAACAGUCCCUCACCUCAACAGUCCCUCACCUCAACAGUCCCUCACCUCAACAGUCCCUCACCUCAACAGUCCCUCACCUCAACAGUCCCUCACCUCAACAGUCCCUCACCUCAACAGUCCCUCACCUCAACAGUCCCUCACCUCAACAGUCCCUCACCUCAACAGUCCCUCACCUCAACAGUCCCUCACCUCAACAGUCCCUCACCUCAACAGUCCCUCACCUCAACAGUCCCUCACCUCAACAGUCCCUCACCUCAACAGUCCCUCACCUCAACAGUCCCUCACCUCAACAGUCCCUCACCUCAACAGUCCCUCACCUCAACAGUCCCUCACCUCAACAGUCCCUCACCUCAACAGUCCCUCACCUCAACAGUCCCUCACCUCAACAGUCCCUCACCUCAACAGUCCCUCACCUCAACAGUCCCUCACCUCAACAGUCCCUCACCUCAACAGUCCCUCACCUCAACAGUCCCUCACCUCAACAGUCCCUCACCUCAACAGUCCCUCACCUCAACAGUCCCUCACCUCAACAGUCCCUCACCUCAACAGUCCCUCACCUCAACAGUCCCUCACCUCAACAGUCCCUCACCUCAACAGUCCCUCACCUCAACAGUCCCUCACCUCAACAGUCCCUCACCUCAACAGUCCCUCACCUCAACAGUCCCUCACCUCAACAGUCCCUCACCUCAACAGUCCCUCACCUCAACAGUCCCUCACCUCAACAGUCCCUCACCUCAACAGUCCCUCACCUCAACAGUCCCUCACCUCAACAGUCCCUCACCUCAACAGUCCCUCACCUCAACAGUCCCUCACCUCAACAGUCCCUCACCUCAACAGUCCCUCACCUCAACAGUCCCUCACCUCAACAGUCCCUCACCUCAACAGUCCCUCACCUCAACAGUCCCUCACCUCAACAGUCCCUCACCUCAACAGUCCCUCACCUCAACAGUCCCUCACCUCAACAGUCCCUCACCUCAACAGUCCCUCACCUCAACAGUCCCUCACCUCAACAGUCCCUCACCUCAACAGUCCCUCACCUCAACAGUCCCUCACCUCAACAGUCCCUCACCUCAACAGUCCCUCACCUCAACAGUCCCUCACCUCAACAGUCCCUCACCUCAACAGUCCCUCACCUCAACAGUCCCUCACCUCAACAGUCCCUCACCUCAACAGUCCCUCACCUCAACAGUCCCUCACCUCAACAGUCCCUCACCUCAACAGUCCCUCACCUCAACAGUCCCUCACCUCAACAGUCCCUCACCUCAACAGUCCCUCACCUCAACAGUCCCUCACCUCAACAGUCCCUCACCUCAACAGUCCCUCACCUCAACAGUCCCUCACCUCAACAGUCCCUCACCUCAACAGUCCCUCACCUCAACAGUCCCUCACCUCAACAGUCCCUCACCUCAACAGUCCCUCACCUCAACAGUCCCUCACCUCAACAGUCCCUCACCUCAACAGUCCCUCACCUCAACAGUCCCUCACCUCAACAGUCCCUCACCUCAACAGUCCCUCACCUCAACAGUCCCUCACCUCAACAGUCCCUCACCUCAACAGUCCCUCACCUCAACAGUCCCUCACCUCAACAGUCCCUCACCUCAACAGUCCCUCACCUCAACAGUCCCUCACCUCAACAGUCCCUCACCUCAACAGUCCCUCACCUCAACAGUCCCUCACCUCAACAGUCCCUCACCUCAACAGUCCCUCACCUCAACAGUCCCUCACCUCAACAGUCCCUCACCUCAACAGUCCCUCACCUCAACAGUCCCUCACCUCAACAGUCCCUCACCUCAACAGUCCCUCACCUCAACAGUCCCUCACCUCAACAGUCCCUCACCUCAACAGUCCCUCACCUCAACAGUCCCUCACCUCAACAGUCCCUCACCUCAACAGUCCCUCACCUCAACAGUCCCUCACCUCAACAGUCCCUCACCUCAACAGUCCCUCACCUCAACAGUCCCUCACCUCAACAGUCCCUCACCUCAACAGUCCCUCACCUCAACAGUCCCUCACCUCAACAGUCCCUCACCUCAACAGUCCCUCACCUCAACAGUCCCUCACCUCAACAGUCCCUCACCUCAACAGUCCCUCACCUCAACAGUCCCUCACCUCAACAGUCCCUCACCUCAACAGUCCCUCACCUCAACAGUCCCUCACCUCAACAGUCCCUCACCUCAACAGUCCCUCACCUCAACAGUCCCUCACCUCAACAGUCCCUCACCUCAACAGUCCCUCACCUCAACAGUCCCUCACCUCAACAGUCCCUCACCUCAACAGUCCCUCACCUCAACAGUCCCUCACCUCAACAGUCCCUCACCUCAACAGUCCCUCACCUCAACAGUCCCUCACCUCAACAGUCCCUCACCUCAACAGUCCCUCACCUCAACAGUCCCUCACCUCAACAGUCCCUCACCUCAACAGUCCCUCACCUCAACAGUCCCUCACCUCAACAGUCCCUCACCUCAACAGUCCCUCACCUCAACAGUCCCUCACCUCAACAGUCCCUCACCUCAACAGUCCCUCACCUCAACAGUCCCUCACCUCAACAGUCCCUCACCUCAACAGUCCCUCACCUCAACAGUCCCUCACCUCAACAGUCCCUCACCUCAACAGUCCCUCACCUCAACAGUCCCUCACCUCAACAGUCCCUCACCUCAACAGUCCCUCACCUCAACAGUCCCUCACCUCAACAGUCCCUCACCUCAACAGUCCCUCACCUCAACAGUCCCUCACCUCAACAGUCCCUCACCUCAACAGUCCCUCACCUCAACAGUCCCUCACCUCAACAGUCCCUCACCUCAACAGUCCCUCACCUCAACAGUCCCUCACCUCAACAGUCCCUCACCUCAACAGUCCCUCACCUCAACAGUCCCUCACCUCAACAGUCCCUCACCUCAACAGUCCCUCACCUCAACAGUCCCUCACCUCAACAGUCCCUCACCUCAACAGUCCCUCACCUCAACAGUCCCUCACCUCAACAGUCCCUCACCUCAACAGUCCCUCACCUCAACAGUCCCUCACCUCAACAGUCCCUCACCUCAACAGUCCCUCACCUCAACAGUCCCUCACCUCAACAGUCCCUCACCUCAACAGUCCCUCACCUCAACAGUCCCUCACCUCAACAGUCCCUCACCUCAACAGUCCCUCACCUCAACAGUCCCUCACCUCAACAGUCCCUCACCUCAACAGUCCCUCACCUCAACAGUCCCUCACCUCAACAGUCCCUCACCUCAACAGUCCCUCACCUCAACAGUCCCUCACCUCAACAGUCCCUCACCUCAACAGUCCCUCACCUCAACAGUCCCUCACCUCAACAGUCCCUCACCUCAACAGUCCCUCACCUCAACAGUCCCUCACCUCAACAGUCCCUCACCUCAACAGUCCCUCACCUCAACAGUCCCUCACCUCAACAGUCCCUCACCUCAACAGUCCCUCACCUCAACAGUCCCUCACCUCAACAGUCCCUCACCUCAACAGUCCCUCACCUCAACAGUCCCUCACCUCAACAGUCCCUCACCUCAACAGUCCCUCACCUCAACAGUCCCUCACCUCAACAGUCCCUCACCUCAACAGUCCCUCACCUCAACAGUCCCUCACCUCAACAGUCCCUCACCUCAACAGUCCCUCACCUCAACAGUCCCUCACCUCAACAGUCCCUCACCUCAACAGUCCCUCACCUCAACAGUCCCUCACCUCAACAGUCCCUCACCUCAACAGUCCCUCACCUCAACAGUCCCUCACCUCAACAGUCCCUCACCUCAACAGUCCCUCACCUCAACAGUCCCUCACCUCAACAGUCCCUCACCUCAACAGUCCCUCACCUCAACAGUCCCUCACCUCAACAGUCCCUCACCUCAACAGUCCCUCACCUCAACAGUCCCUCACCUCAACAGUCCCUCACCUCAACAGUCCCUCACCUCAACAGUCCCUCACCUCAACAGUCCCUCACCUCAACAGUCCCUCACCUCAACAGUCCCUCACCUCAACAGUCCCUCACCUCAACAGUCCCUCACCUCAACAGUCCCUCACCUCAACAGUCCCUCACCUCAACAGUCCCUCACCUCAACAGUCCCUCACCUCAACAGUCCCUCACCUCAACAGUCCCUCACCUCAACAGUCCCUCACCUCAACAGUCCCUCACCUCAACAGUCCCUCACCUCAACAGUCCCUCACCUCAACAGUCCCUCACCUCAACAGUCCCUCACCUCAACAGUCCCUCACCUCAACAGUCCCUCACCUCAACAGUCCCUCACCUCAACAGUCCCUCACCUCAACAGUCCCUCACCUCAACAGUCCCUCACCUCAACAGUCCCUCACCUCAACAGUCCCUCACCUCAACAGUCCCUCACCUCAACAGUCCCUCACCUCAACAGUCCCUCACCUCAACAGUCCCUCACCUCAACAGUCCCUCACCUCAACAGUCCCUCACCUCAACAGUCCCUCACCUCAACAGUCCCUCACCUCAACAGUCCCUCACCUCAACAGUCCCUCACCUCAACAGUCCCUCACCUCAACAGUCCCUCACCUCAACAGUCCCUCACCUCAACAGUCCCUCACCUCAACAGUCCCUCACCUCAACAGUCCCUCACCUCAACAGUCCCUCACCUCAACAGUCCCUCACCUCAACAGUCCCUCACCUCAACAGUCCCUCACCUCAACAGUCCCUCACCUCAACAGUCCCUCACCUCAACAGUCCCUCACCUCAACAGUCCCUCACCUCAACAGUCCCUCACCUCAACAGUCCCUCACCUCAACAGUCCCUCACCUCAACAGUCCCUCACCUCAACAGUCCCUCACCUCAACAGUCCCUCACCUCAACAGUCCCUCACCUCAACAGUCCCUCACCUCAACAGUCCCUCACCUCAACAGUCCCUCACCUCAACAGUCCCUCACCUCAACAGUCCCUCACCUCAACAGUCCCUCACCUCAACAGUCCCUCACCUCAACAGUCCCUCACCUCAACAGUCCCUCACCUCAACAGUCCCUCACCUCAACAGUCCCUCACCUCAACAGUCCCUCACCUCAACAGUCCCUCACCUCAACAGUCCCUCACCUCAACAGUCCCUCACCUCAACAGUCCCUCACCUCAACAGUCCCUCACCUCAACAGUCCCUCACCUCAACAGUCCCUCACCUCAACAGUCCCUCACCUCAACAGUCCCUCACCUCAACAGUCCCUCACCUCAACAGUCCCUCACCUCAACAGUCCCUCACCUCAACAGUCCCUCACCUCAACAGUCCCUCACCUCAACAGUCCCUCACCUCAACAGUCCCUCACCUCAACAGUCCCUCACCUCAACAGUCCCUCACCUCAACAGUCCCUCACCUCAACAGUCCCUCACCUCAACAGUCCCUCACCUCAACAGUCCCUCACCUCAACAGUCCCUCACCUCAACAGUCCCUCACCUCAACAGUCCCUCACCUCAACAGUCCCUCACCUCAACAGUCCCUCACCUCAACAGUCCCUCACCUCAACAGUCCCUCACCUCAACAGUCCCUCACCUCAACAGUCCCUCACCUCAACAGUCCCUCACCUCAACAGUCCCUCACCUCAACAGUCCCUCACCUCAACAGUCCCUCACCUCAACAGUCCCUCACCUCAACAGUCCCUCACCUCAACAGUCCCUCACCUCAACAGUCCCUCACCUCAACAGUCCCUCACCUCAACAGUCCCUCACCUCAACAGUCCCUCACCUCAACAGUCCCUCACCUCAACAGUCCCUCACCUCAACAGUCCCUCACCUCAACAGUCCCUCACCUCAACAGUCCCUCACCUCAACAGUCCCUCACCUCAACAGUCCCUCACCUCAACAGUCCCUCACCUCAACAGUCCCUCACCUCAACAGUCCCUCACCUCAACAGUCCCUCACCUCAACAGUCCCUCACCUCAACAGUCCCUCACCUCAACAGUCCCUCACCUCAACAGUCCCUCACCUCAACAGUCCCUCACCUCAACAGUCCCUCACCUCAACAGUCCCUCACCUCAACAGUCCCUCACCUCAACAGUCCCUCACCUCAACAGUCCCUCACCUCAACAGUCCCUCACCUCAACAGUCCCUCACCUCAACAGUCCCUCACCUCAACAGUCCCUCACCUCAACAGUCCCUCACCUCAACAGUCCCUCACCUCAACAGUCCCUCACCUCAACAGUCCCUCACCUCAACAGUCCCUCACCUCAACAGUCCCUCACCUCAACAGUCCCUCACCUCAACAGUCCCUCACCUCAACAGUCCCUCACCUCAACAGUCCCUCACCUCAACAGUCCCUCACCUCAACAGUCCCUCACCUCAACAGUCCCUCACCUCAACAGUCCCUCACCUCAACAGUCCCUCACCUCAACAGUCCCUCACCUCAACAGUCCCUCACCUCAACAGUCCCUCACCUCAACAGUCCCUCACCUCAACAGUCCCUCACCUCAACAGUCCCUCACCUCAACAGUCCCUCACCUCAACAGUCCCUCACCUCAACAGUCCCUCACCUCAACAGUCCCUCACCUCAACAGUCCCUCACCUCAACAGUCCCUCACCUCAACAGUCCCUCACCUCAACAGUCCCUCACCUCAACAGUCCCUCACCUCAACAGUCCCUCACCUCAACAGUCCCUCACCUCAACAGUCCCUCACCUCAACAGUCCCUCACCUCAACAGUCCCUCACCUCAACAGUCCCUCACCUCAACAGUCCCUCACCUCAACAGUCCCUCACCUCAACAGUCCCUCACCUCAACAGUCCCUCACCUCAACAGUCCCUCACCUCAACAGUCCCUCACCUCAACAGUCCCUCACCUCAACAGUCCCUCACCUCAACAGUCCCUCACCUCAACAGUCCCUCACCUCAACAGUCCCUCACCUCAACAGUCCCUCACCUCAACAGUCCCUCACCUCAACAGUCCCUCACCUCAACAGUCCCUCACCUCAACAGUCCCUCACCUCAACAGUCCCUCACCUCAACAGUCCCUCACCUCAACAGUCCCUCACCUCAACAGUCCCUCACCUCAACAGUCCCUCACCUCAACAGUCCCUCACCUCAACAGUCCCUCACCUCAACAGUCCCUCACCUCAACAGUCCCUCACCUCAACAGUCCCUCACCUCAACAGUCCCUCACCUCAACAGUCCCUCACCUCAACAGUCCCUCACCUCAACAGUCCCUCACCUCAACAGUCCCUCACCUCAACAGUCCCUCACCUCAACAGUCCCUCACCUCAACAGUCCCUCACCUCAACAGUCCCUCACCUCAACAGUCCCUCACCUCAACAGUCCCUCACCUCAACAGUCCCUCACCUCAACAGUCCCUCACCUCAACAGUCCCUCACCUCAACAGUCCCUCACCUCAACAGUCCCUCACCUCAACAGUCCCUCACCUCAACAGUCCCUCACCUCAACAGUCCCUCACCUCAACAGUCCCUCACCUCAACAGUCCCUCACCUCAACAGUCCCUCACCUCAACAGUCCCUCACCUCAACAGUCCCUCACCUCAACAGUCCCUCACCUCAACAGUCCCUCACCUCAACAGUCCCUCACCUCAACAGUCCCUCACCUCAACAGUCCCUCACCUCAACAGUCCCUCACCUCAACAGUCCCUCACCUCAACAGUCCCUCACCUCAACAGUCCCUCACCUCAACAGUCCCUCACCUCAACAGUCCCUCACCUCAACAGUCCCUCACCUCAACAGUCCCUCACCUCAACAGUCCCUCACCUCAACAGUCCCUCACCUCAACAGUCCCUCACCUCAACAGUCCCUCACCUCAACAGUCCCUCACCUCAACAGUCCCUCACCUCAACAGUCCCUCACCUCAACAGUCCCUCACCUCAACAGUCCCUCACCUCAACAGUCCCUCACCUCAACAGUCCCUCACCUCAACAGUCCCUCACCUCAACAGUCCCUCACCUCAACAGUCCCUCACCUCAACAGUCCCUCACCUCAACAGUCCCUCACCUCAACAGUCCCUCACCUCAACAGUCCCUCACCUCAACAGUCCCUCACCUCAACAGUCCCUCACCUCAACAGUCCCUCACCUCAACAGUCCCUCACCUCAACAGUCCCUCACCUCAACAGUCCCUCACCUCAACAGUCCCUCACCUCAACAGUCCCUCACCUCAACAGUCCCUCACCUCAACAGUCCCUCACCUCAACAGUCCCUCACCUCAACAGUCCCUCACCUCAACAGUCCCUCACCUCAACAGUCCCUCACCUCAACAGUCCCUCACCUCAACAGUCCCUCACCUCAACAGUCCCUCACCUCAACAGUCCCUCACCUCAACAGUCCCUCACCUCAACAGUCCCUCACCUCAACAGUCCCUCACCUCAACAGUCCCUCACCUCAACAGUCCCUCACCUCAACAGUCCCUCACCUCAACAGUCCCUCACCUCAACAGUCCCUCACCUCAACAGUCCCUCACCUCAACAGUCCCUCACCUCAACAGUCCCUCACCUCAACAGUCCCUCACCUCAACAGUCCCUCACCUCAACAGUCCCUCACCUCAACAGUCCCUCACCUCAACAGUCCCUCACCUCAACAGUCCCUCACCUCAACAGUCCCUCACCUCAACAGUCCCUCACCUCAACAGUCCCUCACCUCAACAGUCCCUCACCUCAACAGUCCCUCACCUCAACAGUCCCUCACCUCAACAGUCCCUCACCUCAACAGUCCCUCACCUCAACAGUCCCUCACCUCAACAGUCCCUCACCUCAACAGUCCCUCACCUCAACAGUCCCUCACCUCAACAGUCCCUCACCUCAACAGUCCCUCACCUCAACAGUCCCUCACCUCAACAGUCCCUCACCUCAACAGUCCCUCACCUCAACAGUCCCUCACCUCAACAGUCCCUCACCUCAACAGUCCCUCACCUCAACAGUCCCUCACCUCAACAGUCCCUCACCUCAACAGUCCCUCACCUCAACAGUCCCUCACCUCAACAGUCCCUCACCUCAACAGUCCCUCACCUCAACAGUCCCUCACCUCAACAGUCCCUCACCUCAACAGUCCCUCACCUCAACAGUCCCUCACCUCAACAGUCCCUCACCUCAACAGUCCCUCACCUCAACAGUCCCUCACCUCAACAGUCCCUCACCUCAACAGUCCCUCACCUCAACAGUCCCUCACCUCAACAGUCCCUCACCUCAACAGUCCCUCACCUCAACAGUCCCUCACCUCAACAGUCCCUCACCUCAACAGUCCCUCACCUCAACAGUCCCUCACCUCAACAGUCCCUCACCUCAACAGUCCCUCACCUCAACAGUCCCUCACCUCAACAGUCCCUCACCUCAACAGUCCCUCACCUCAACAGUCCCUCACCUCAACAGUCCCUCACCUCAACAGUCCCUCACCUCAACAGUCCCUCACCUCAACAGUCCCUCACCUCAACAGUCCCUCACCUCAACAGUCCCUCACCUCAACAGUCCCUCACCUCAACAGUCCCUCACCUCAACAGUCCCUCACCUCAACAGUCCCUCACCUCAACAGUCCCUCACCUCAACAGUCCCUCACCUCAACAGUCCCUCACCUCAACAGUCCCUCACCUCAACAGUCCCUCACCUCAACAGUCCCUCACCUCAACAGUCCCUCACCUCAACAGUCCCUCACCUCAACAGUCCCUCACCUCAACAGUCCCUCACCUCAACAGUCCCUCACCUCAACAGUCCCUCACCUCAACAGUCCCUCACCUCAACAGUCCCUCACCUCAACAGUCCCUCACCUCAACAGUCCCUCACCUCAACAGUCCCUCACCUCAACAGUCCCUCACCUCAACAGUCCCUCACCUCAACAGUCCCUCACCUCAACAGUCCCUCACCUCAACAGUCCCUCACCUCAACAGUCCCUCACCUCAACAGUCCCUCACCUCAACAGUCCCUCACCUCAACAGUCCCUCACCUCAACAGUCCCUCACCUCAACAGUCCCUCACCUCAACAGUCCCUCACCUCAACAGUCCCUCACCUCAACAGUCCCUCACCUCAACAGUCCCUCACCUCAACAGUCCCUCACCUCAACAGUCCCUCACCUCAACAGUCCCUCACCUCAACAGUCCCUCACCUCAACAGUCCCUCACCUCAACAGUCCCUCACCUCAACAGUCCCUCACCUCAACAGUCCCUCACCUCAACAGUCCCUCACCUCAACAGUCCCUCACCUCAACAGUCCCUCACCUCAACAGUCCCUCACCUCAACAGUCCCUCACCUCAACAGUCCCUCACCUCAACAGUCCCUCACCUCAACAGUCCCUCACCUCAACAGUCCCUCACCUCAACAGUCCCUCACCUCAACAGUCCCUCACCUCAACAGUCCCUCACCUCAACAGUCCCUCACCUCAACAGUCCCUCACCUCAACAGUCCCUCACCUCAACAGUCCCUCACCUCAACAGUCCCUCACCUCAACAGUCCCUCACCUCAACAGUCCCUCACCUCAACAGUCCCUCACCUCAACAGUCCCUCACCUCAACAGUCCCUCACCUCAACAGUCCCUCACCUCAACAGUCCCUCACCUCAACAGUCCCUCACCUCAACAGUCCCUCACCUCAACAGUCCCUCACCUCAACAGUCCCUCACCUCAACAGUCCCUCACCUCAACAGUCCCUCACCUCAACAGUCCCUCACCUCAACAGUCCCUCACCUCAACAGUCCCUCACCUCAACAGUCCCUCACCUCAACAGUCCCUCACCUCAACAGUCCCUCACCUCAACAGUCCCUCACCUCAACAGUCCCUCACCUCAACAGUCCCUCACCUCAACAGUCCCUCACCUCAACAGUCCCUCACCUCAACAGUCCCUCACCUCAACAGUCCCUCACCUCAACAGUCCCUCACCUCAACAGUCCCUCACCUCAACAGUCCCUCACCUCAACAGUCCCUCACCUCAACAGUCCCUCACCUCAACAGUCCCUCACCUCAACAGUCCCUCACCUCAACAGUCCCUCACCUCAACAGUCCCUCACCUCAACAGUCCCUCACCUCAACAGUCCCUCACCUCAACAGUCCCUCACCUCAACAGUCCCUCACCUCAACAGUCCGUCACCUCAACAGUCCCUCACCUCUCACCACACAGUCUUCACCUUCUCUCACAUCCCCACCCCCUCACCCCGCAUCCCACACUCCCUUUCCCCCUCUUCUCCCCCCUUCCCUCACCUCCACGCUCGCCAGUCGCUCCACGGCCUCGGCUUUAG
Messenger RNA from Closterium sp. Yama58-4, 14328 nucleotides. Lineage: Eukaryota; Viridiplantae; Streptophyta; Zygnematophyceae; Desmidiales; Closteriaceae. The record is from the annotation of a GenBank genome assembly.